Sungouiella intermedia is the source of this 648-nucleotide messenger RNA. NCBI's taxonomy places the organism in Eukaryota, Fungi, Ascomycota, Pichiomycetes, Serinales, Metschnikowiaceae. The record is from the annotation of a GenBank genome assembly.
AUGACCACCUUACUAAUCUCCAGAGCUUCCAGAAAGAAUCUAUAUGACUCGGAAGCGUCCAGUUCCGAUGAGGAAGUGUAUCUACCCAAGGUUGAGUUUGAUAUAGUCGAAGUUGAUGUUGAAGGGCCCCAACAGGAGGAGCAAAAUGGUGAUAUCCAAGAGGAGCCUGAGGCAGAAGAAUUUGCAUUUCCACUUUUUGGUUCAGCAACUGCAGAAGUGAUGACGGUGAGUAUGAAAGAAGAAGAGGAGGAAGUCAUCGUUAAUGAGCGUCCAGAAUCUUACUACAGAGCCAAGUACAGCUCAGAGGAGCAGUUAAAAUUCCAGCAAGCAGCUAUCAGUGCCGAAGACAUCUUUGCUGAGCUUAAAUUGCCCGCCAUUGAUGGCUGGCCCUGGAAGGUGAUGAGCUUGAAGAAACACAAUGAAAACGUCGAAAAGGAAAAACUUCGAGGCAGACGGCGUAGACCAGGCAUGAAAAAGCGCGUGAAUGCUAUCCAGUGUCGUGAAAGAAAGCAAAAGAGAGAAAAAGCGGCCAAAAAGCUUCUCAGAGAAGAACAGGCGAGGUUCAAGAAGCAGAAGUAUCGCAAGUUCAAGCCAAAGACGGAAAAGGUGGUCAAGCAGCCCAGCAAGCCGAAGUACCGGACAGAAUGA